Molecule: messenger RNA, 6756 nt
Organism: Solea solea (common sole)
Lineage: Eukaryota; Metazoa; Chordata; Actinopteri; Pleuronectiformes; Soleidae
Gene: oprl1
Product: opiate receptor-like 1
Exons: 6
Coding region: 305-1423 (372 amino acids)
Biological process (GO): sensory perception of pain; neuropeptide signaling pathway
Cellular component (GO): membrane; neuron projection
Molecular function (GO): nociceptin receptor activity; neuropeptide binding
Source: RefSeq, a predicted model, not a curated record
CCCUCUCUCCACCUCUCUCUCUCUCUCUCUCUGUGUUUCUCUCUGAUGCUGACAGGAGGUGAGGCGCUCUUUCUCCCCCCCUCCCUCGUCGUCAUCUCGGGGAAACCUGGACCAGAGGAAAGUGCAGAGAGACCAACAGACGGCCAAGAGACGCAUCCAGAAACCAAGACUGUGCGCAGUAAACGCUUCGAGAGACGCAGCAACUUCCAGCGGCAGCGUGCUCGGUGCGGUCUGCGCGGAGCUCUGGAGCUGUUGGGACCAGAGAGGUGGCUGUAAGCCUCCAUCCCUUUGCUCUUGGUCAAACAUGGAGUUCCCAGAUGAUUUCCUCCUGGCCGAGCUGGACCACCUGCAGUUUUACAAUGACUCACUCUACCAGGACAACUUCACAGGGGCCUACAAUGAGACUGACGCAUUACUGCCAACAGGGGUGAAAGUCACCAUCGUGGUCGUCUAUAUGAUCGUUUGCGUCAUUGGCAUGGUGGGAAACUUUCUGGUCAUGUAUGUCAUCAUAAGGUACACUAAGAUGAAGACGGCAACGAACAUCUACAUCUUUAACCUGGCUCUGGCUGACUCGUUGUUCCUGGCUACUUUACCUUUCCAGGGCACAGACGUCUUCCUGGGCUUCUGGCCUUUUGGGAACGCUUUGUGCAAGGCGGUGGUGUCUAUCGACUACUACAACAUGUUCACCAGCACCUUCACCCUGACAGUGAUGAGUAUGGACAGGUAUGUGGCCGUCUGCCACCCUGUCAAGGCGCUGGACAUGAGGACGCCUCACAAGGCCAAGGUGGUGAAUAUCUGUGUGUGGGUGCUGGCGUCGGCCUUUGGUGUUCCAGCCAUGGUCAUGGGAAAUGUAGAGGAAGAACAGGAGCAUAACAGUGUUGAGUGUAUCGUGGUUUUACCUGAACCAAGGAGUCACUGGGAUCCUGUAUUUGGCACAUGCGUCUUCCUCUUCUCCUUCCUCAUCCCUGUGGCUAUAAUCAGCAUCUGCUACAGUUUGAUGGUCAAGCGCCUACGCAGUGUUCGCAUCCUGUCUGGCUCCAAGGAGAAGGACCGCAACCUGCGACGUAUCACCAGGAUGGUCCUAGUGGUGGUGGCAGCAUUCGUCGUCUGUUGGACGCCCAUCCAGAUCAUGGUCCUGGCUCAGUCGUUGGGCUUCAACUUGAGUAGCUUGUUCACGCUGGUCCUGAUGCAUUUCUGCAUAGCCCUGGGUUAUGUCAACAGCAGCUUGAAUCCUGUGCUCUACGCAUUCCUGGAUGAAAACUUCAAGCGCUGCUUCCGUGAAUUCUGCCACCCAUCACCCUUCCAUCUUGACACCCAGCAGUCAGGCAGGAUGAGGAGCAUUGCCAGGGAGGUGGCAGCAGCCUACAGUUACAAGACUGGGGAUGGCGGGGGGCAUGGUGGAGGGAAGCCUAACCCCGCAUGACUAGGCGUGGAGCUCCCCUUGGUGGGGGUAGACCCCUCACAGAGGGGUGAAAACCAGGGGACAGGAAACUCUAACACAGAAUUAACUCAAAUUACAGCUCUCUAGCGGCACGAGCCCCCCCGUCCGCCAACCAGAAGACUCGCCUGGGGCGGGGGGGAGGGAGAUGAGGAGGAUGGGAUCGAAAGGAAAAGAAUUUAGGAAUAGUUUCCCUAGGGUGCUAAUAUAUGGAGGAAACUUACUGUUGAAGGAAGGGUUUGGGUAGGAUACAAUAUAGUUCCAGUUAUAAAAUCAGCUAAAGCCACUGUGGACCCGAAAUCUAUUAAAAUCCACUGAAGUGGAGGCUUAUGGAUCAAGUUGUCUUUUGGUAGGUGUUAACACAAAACAGCAUUUCUGAAAUUUCCAGCAGCCCUAAAAAAAAAAAGAGCCUCUUGAACAGACUCUGGAUCUGCUGACUUGGCCUUCUAACCAACUUCAAAAAAAUGCCUGACUCUGCUCAGGUACAGUAUAACAAAGCAGGGGUUAGAGCGAGACAUAUAGAAAUAGACGGGGAUCAUUUGAAGGACCCACUGAUACCAAAUUUCUAAGACCAUCAUCUGUCAUGAAGGCACUUGUAUAAAGACUAAAAACAAAGUUGGAAGUAUGGAUUGUUGCUAUGGGGUGGUAUUGAAUACAGACUACAGAGCUGCCAAGAGUUAAGCUUUCCUGAAGUGGAUGAUCAACAGUGUCACUACCUUGUAUUGUAUAUUUAACAGUCAAUGUUUUGGUCUGAAAAAGUUUCCAUCAACAGUGGUUGGAGGCAGUGGACAAAUACUGUGUGGUCUGUAUUGUGAUGGGCUCUUUAAAAUGGUACUUUGCAGCUGAGCCUCUUUAAUGACUAAAAUAGGUGCACAAAAUAUAAUGUGAUAUUAAAAAAAAAAAAAGGAAAACGAAAAAUGUGCAACAAGCUACUCCUCAAAUAGUAUUUCUUAAACUGUGUCUGCUGACCCAAAACAGGUCAUAUGAAUGUUAUUUUUCAUGGGAGCAACAUUUCUCAAUGGAAUCCUGUACUAAAAACGAUUUUCAUAGAGUUUUUGACUUUGGUUUUGAAAUUUAGAGUUUGGUGUGGGGGGCAGGGUACUGGAUAGAUUGUAACCUGGGGGGAAAAAAAUCAAACAAAAGAACUCAGUUUGUGGGCAAAGCCUGGUAGUUUACCCUGCUCCUCUUCUUGCUGUGACAGUGCCUAUUUCUGGUGGGUCCAAAAUUAGCUGGUAUUUAUCGGUAACUGUACCUGUACCUUAGGCAACAUAAGAUGUCUUAUAAAUCACCAUAAAUGCGUAGUUUGACACGUCAUGAUGUGAUUAUAGGUCAUUCCUUUGGGCUUCUUAGACUAAAAGAUCAUAGACAUUAUGUCAUAACUGAACACAACAUCCUUUGGAGAACCUUUCAAAACAAUAUAUGUUUUAAAACUAACCAAAACAUACACAUUACCCAAAAGGUUUUGGGUAAUGUGUAUGGAUAUGGGUAUGCUUUUCAGCGAUAAAGCUGGCCUGAGCCAACACUAUACUGCAGUUACCUAAAUAAAGGAAAUAAGUGAGACUGACAUGUGGAAAAUAACUCAUACGUCAUUUGUGUAAGCAGACCCACUGUUAUGUUUAAUCAAGCUCGUAAAUGCUCAUCAAUGUGUGUGUGGUUCUAAUUUCAAUGUAGUUCCUGAUUGGCAACCCCGAUCAGGGACUCUACUGACAAGUGGCCAACAACCAACGCUCUGUCUCUGAUUGACCAAUCUAUAAAAUACAUUUUAGUUUCUGAUAUUACAGACACAUGUUAAAACAAGGGUUGUUAGUAAAAUAUCUAGUUCUUAGUGAUACAUACCAUUGUAAAUACAUCAUGAACUUUAGUAGUUUUCUCAGAUGUAUAGCAGUUGAUCAGUUGUUGGGAAUCCAAGGUGACACUGAUUGGGUUUUGGGUCGAGAUCAAGGUUGGAGUUUUGUUAGUAGUGGGUUUGAGAUAUUUUUAGGUGGGAACCUAUACAUUUGGCGGGGUUUGGGUUGGGGUGUUAACAGUGGAGUUAUUUUGACCAAUAGCACCACAGACGCAAAGCAGGAGGAAGGGGUCAAAGCAAUGGUCUGACCCCACUCCAAGGGACAAAGGGGCUCUAUCUCUCUUUUUCUUUCUCUUUCUCUGUCUCUUUCUCUGUGAUGAAGUGGAAAUCAGCCCUGGAACAGAAAUCCCUCAGAGUAUUCUCACUGGCCUGGACAGCUUUGGGAACUAUGGUGACGUCAGUGUUCACAGUGAAGACACCUAUUUGGCACUUUAACUGACAAAAAUAUAACAAAUAUUGAAAAAGUAGAUGAAAUCAUGUCAUGGACCAUAGAUUAUGAUGACAACAUCUGUUCUUGAUUGAUUUAAAUUUGUGUUAUACAGUUUUAAAUUAGGUUUGUACUUAGCUCCAGAUAUAUGUGUAGUAGCUUUUGUAAUGGCUGAUACUGUGAUGACCAAAACUGUGACAGGUACCAAAAAGCCUAAUGUUUGUUUACAUGUUCACUGGCAGACAAAACUGUAUACUAUGAAAAUACUUCAUAAAGUGAGUCCAUAACUCAGUUGUAUGAAGGCAGAUUUCAUUUAAUUUUACAAUUCAUUAGCUAAAUUAUAUUUGUAAAUCCCUUUGAGCUGUUUCUGGGUCUAACUUUAAAACAAAUAUUGUUAAAUUUUAGUUUAGUUUUGAUAUCAUUCAUGUAAUAACACACUGUCACACUUGGGAUAUUCCCAUUGCUCUGUUGGUUUACAGUAGUUUGUGGGAAAACUGUCCAGGCCUGAAGAAAUAUCACGUGGCUUCUGUUUCAUGGUUGGUAUCCCCUUUAUUUCCAGUAGUUUUGUCGCUUGCUGUUACUUUCAUGGUUCACUUGUUGAAGCUCUCUGUACUUGUAAGUUUAUAUUUAUAUCUUUUUUUUCCCCUCCUUCUUUUUCCCCAUUAACAGUUUCAGUUUCAGGAGAGCAAGUUGAUUCCAUAUGUUUAUGGCUUGUUGCUGUAUUGCUUUUGUAUAGUAUAUUUUUGUUUUGAAAAAAAAAAAUGAAUGUUGACCUGCAGCUCCUCUUUGCAGCACAUAGAAAUCAUUUUGUGUUGUCUUCUUUUGUUUGAGAGGAACAAUUCUAUGAAAUGAAAUAACAUUGCCUUAAAUAUCAAGUGAAGUCUGUUACUGAAACUCGCUCUUCGGUGGUAGAAAAAAAUGUUUUUACUUGUGCUUUACUGAGCUGUAUUCAUAAAGCCUCUGAGAAGAGAACUCAUCAGGCCAGAUUAUUUUUUUAACUAGCUUUCUUUUGGUUAAUGUUAUUACUGGUUAACACUUGCUAGCAUGUCAGCUAAAUCUGGUGUAAUUAAAUCUGUUGGCUUUUAAAGAUGUGGAAAAAAAAAAACAAUUACUACAAAAAAAAAAGUAUUUUGCCUGUGAUAAUUGGUUGUUGUAUAGCCUUACAACACUCUGUGGUGUACUCAGAAAAUGAUCGCUUACUUAAUGUUGUGCUUUUGGGAACCCAGCAUUUGUAUGAUUAUCGAAUUUCUCUAAUAACAUUUUUAGCAAUUUUAAAGUGAUCCUCCGUGAGCAGCACACCAUCACACUGUGUGAUUUUCAAAUUUCUCACUGAGAACAACAGUGAAUCUUCUACUAAGAGUCACUAGUUUAGGUUGAGUGGCAGGGGAAUCACUACUCUCAGCUUUAAAUGUAUGACACUAACAAUGUGACUGGAUUCCAUGGCAUUUCUCUAUAUGUUUGUUGGAUUGGUCACAUAAAAACUGAAGUCUACGCCAAACAAGUUUCCCAAAGGAGCCCAGUAUUCAUUUUUUUUAUUAGGGUUAUGCAAAUCACACCAGCUAAAAUGAUGGUGCAACAUUAUUGCACAAACGCUGCAUAGUAGCCUACCUGAUGGCAUCCAUUUCGCUAAACAUCAAUAUGACCAGUUUCUACAGCUGAGUGGUCCAACACUCAUUGGUUUUAAUAUUACAUUUAAUUUCACUGUCUGCCGAUUCAGUUUCUGAAUUAAUGAUAAUGUCAGAUUGGCUGAAAUAUGAAAAGGCUAAAGUCCAGUUUGCAAUGUUUGCAAUGAACCUGCUACUAAGACUCAUUCUCUGGUGAAACUAAUCUAAUCAUUAAAAAAAAAUGCACUCAGAUUCAGUUUCAUAUCUUUCCAUUUUUUUCCUGGAAUAUUCAUGAAAAUCCCCAAAUUAUGAAGGGAGGGGAUAUGAAGAAACAGGGACCUCUAGUUUCCUGAGUGAUGAAGUCUGUCUCUUCUGUUCUGAGAUAGAGUAUGAAUACUGAUCAGAAUAUGGCCAGAACAUCAAUGAAUCAUUGACAUUGGCUUUGAUAUGAUUCAUCUUUAUGAAAACAUUCUACACAUUCUAUAACGCAGCUGUGAGGCUCUUUGUGCUUAAGUGUCACUGUGUUUAACUGUUCUGUGUUUUUGUAGCACAGGACUGUGUAAAGAGGACUCCAAAAAAAGAGCAAAACCCCUCAGUUGAACAAUGCAGAGUUUGUAUAACCAUAUUGUCCAUCAGCUCUGUACAGAUAUCCUGUUUGAAUAUUACACAUGUAAAAGUAUACAGUAUGGUUCUGAUCAUAAUUUACGUCAUGUUUUACCUCUUUCUCUUGUUAUUAUUGAUGUAUAAAAAAGGCACUUUCUUGCCAACUUUAAUGGUACAACUUAUUAUCUCCCUGCAUCCAAGUGAGGGGAGAUUCCUAUCAUUUGUUAACAUUUUACAGACCACAUGAAUGUCAUUUAAAAAUCUGUUGGAAAUCCAAAUUUAGGAAUAAAAAAAGCAUACAGUGUUGAUGUUGUUAUUAUUAUUAGUGUUAUUGCAAUCAAAUGUGAAAAAAGCCAUUUUCUUUCUUUAUUUCCUUUGCUUUGUAUAACUUGUGGACUGCAUUUUGCUUACUGUCUGAGUCAUGACGUGAAACAGUUCUUAAGGCUGGAGAAUUUAACAAUUACAGUACCCAAACUGUUCGACCUAGACUCACGUUUAUUUUCCAAACACAAAUCAAUUCACAAAAUAUCGCAGUGAUCACAAGACCCAAAAGACAAGUUUCAGCUAGGUGCCUAAAAUGUUGUAAAAUAAUUUCUAAUAUGACCUGAUGCUACCCAGACAUCAGACGUGAUAUUGGUUGUAGAUGUGGUAAGGUGACAGAACUGUUUGUAUCACAUGACUCCAGCUGUAGCGACAUAAACUUACUGUACUUGUAGCUGCUCUGCAGAUUGCAGACUGAAGCUACCAUGCUAGCUGGCUUGUUGUCAAAGCAUAGAGACGUUUUUGCUGGAGCUUGACUUUUAAAUUGUAUAUUUUUUGCUGCAUAUUAAAUAAAUAA